AGGCAGCAGCAGCAGCAGCCGCUUCUGCCCUGGUGUGAGGCUUGAACAGGCGGCCCGGCUCACCGGGGAGCCCUGCACCCACUGCCGAGAUAUGUCUGACGCCAGAACAGAGAGCGUCUCCCACUGACCCGCAGGAUGGAGUAAGCCGGACCCCCCUCCAGCUGAUCACACGCACAUUCCGCUGCUUGCAGAAAGCCUGAAGACGUGAUGGAAAACUCAUCGGUGGCUUCGGCCUCGUCAGAAGCUGGUAGCAGCCGCUCCCAAGAAAUCGAGGAGCUUGAGAGGUUUAUCGAUAGCUACGUUCUGGAGUACCAGGUUCAGGGGCUGCUGACCGACAAGACCGAGGUAGAAGAAGAGGCCAACAAAACCCAGUGUGAUAUCUCCCAGUGGACAGUGGAAUGUAACGAACAAUUGGAUGUAAAUCGAACGUCGCCAAAAAGGAGAGGUCCCUCCUACAGCCACAACCAGAAUGGAAACAAAGAUGGCUCUCUGGACAUGCUGGGUACAGAGAUUUGGGCGGCCAGCACGUUUGAUUCCAUAAGUGGGGCAACGUGGGAUUUGCAACCGGAAAAGUUGGACUUCACUCAGUUUCAUCGAAAGCUCCGCAACACCCCAAAGCAUCCCCUCCCUCAAAUAGACAGAGAAGGGUUUGGCAAAGGGAAAUGUGAAGACGGAGAUGAAAUUAAUCUGAAUGACAUAGAGAAAGUGCUUCCAACAUGGCAGGCGUAUCACCCUCUGCCCAAUGAAGCCGAGAUCGCACACACCAAAAAGUUAUUCAGGAGAAAAAGAAACGACCGAAGGAAACAGCAGAAGACACCAGGAGGGAAUAAGCCGCCCAUGCCCCCGCCAUUACCACCGCAACAUAACGAGCACCAACAAGUUACUGCCAAACACAAUGCCAGGGACCACCAGAAACUGUACCAAGGAAGCCAACCACAGCACUCCUCAGGCAAGCAGGGUCACCAUGGCUACAGCCAAAACCGCCGAUGGCACCACAACCAGAAGCACCUGCAAAAUGACAAAGACCCACAGAGACAUGCCAAAGAGACGGAAAGCCUAAAGAUCGAGGAUGCCUCAGUUUGCACAGCCCAUACCCCCCUAGAACCCCUUCACCACAGCACAGAGACAACAGAGAGACCAUGCCAGCAGCCCAGUAGCACCGAGCCUGAAGCCAAGCGGAAAGACAGUAUUCCCAGCAGAGAUCGGGAGAGGCCGAAAAUAAACCUGCUCCAGUCGUCCAAAGAUCGGUUGCGGAGGAGGCUGAAAGAAAAGGAAGACUAUGCUGUCGAGUCCACCAAUCCUCAACGGACCAAAAUGGACAAACUCAUAGAAAUAUUAAACAGCAUGAGGAACAACAGCAGUGAUGUGGAUUACAAGCUCACGACCUUCAUGGAGGAAGCGCAGAACUCUGCCAACUCCGAAGAGAUGUUGGGCGAGAUUGUAAAGACUAUUUACCAGAAAGCUGUGACGGACAGGAGCUUCGCCCACACCGCUGCCAAACUCUGUGACAAAAUGGCUCUGUUCAUGGUAGAAGGGACAAAGUUCCGGAGUCUCCUGCUCAACAUGUUGCAGAAGGAUUUCUCUGUCCGAGAGGACAUGCACCAAUCAGACGUGGAGAGCUGGUUGGGGUUCAUCACGUUCCUUUGCGAAGUGUUUGGCACGAUGAGGAGUAAUGCAGGAGAGCCUUUCCGAGUCCUCGUCUGUCCCAUCUAUACCUGCCUUAGGGAGCUCUUACAGUCUUACGAUGUGAAGGAGGACGCGGUUCUGUGCUGUUCCAUGGAGCUACACAGCACGGGCCGCCUGCUGGAGGAACAGCUGCCCGAGAUGAUGACGGAGCUGCUGGCCACGACACGGGACAAGAUGCUGUGUCCCUCGGAGUCCAUGCUGACGCGGUCCCUCUUGCUUGAGGUCAUAGAGCUGCAUGCCAACAGCUGGAACCCCCUCACGCCAACCAUCACCCAGUACUACAACAAGACUAUCCAGAAACUCACUGGCUGAUGUGGAGGGUGCCUGGGGGUAAGCAGGCACAGGACACCAACCUAGGGUAGGGGGGGAAGUCUCACCAACCCUCACACAGACCGGGAUGUACCUUACCAACCAGACUCUCGAAACCUUUCUAUGAAAACACUGAAGGAAAGACACCUGUCAAUUAAACAGCAUGCUAAAGAACUCAUUCAGCCAGGAGAAGAAGGGGAAGCAGCCGCCUUGACAGUCUGGUCCCCAGCUAGGAACGACGACGCCGCCUCCUCUUGUCGUUUAAUUUGCAUAUUGUAUAACCCUCGGCACACGCACCAAAACAUUGUUACCGUGGGUGCAAUAGAGAUGUAGAGUGAAAGGCCAUUGUUUGCACACAAUUGCGAGGGCCUGUACAGGCCAACUGGCAGGAGGUGACCUAGGCAGAUGUCUCCAGAGGACAAAAGGGAGGCACGGUCUGAGCACGCAUUCAUCGCUGACCUCCUCUAUUGUGGCUGGUGUGCCGGGGCGGCGGGGAGCUGUGUGUUCAGGGCCUUGAAUCACGGAUUGUUGGUGUAUUAGAAUACGGGUUAUGUUUUCAUUUGCACUCUUUGUUUUCAUCCGAAAGACCUGGUUAACGUUGUUGUUUUUUCCUUUUGAAUGGUUGGGCUAAAGAAAAGAAAAAAGUCAGACCGUAAUUAACCAUCGUGUGACUGAGCAGGUGAACAUAGGAGGCUGUUUUACCUGCACUUGAGUAUUGGGUGGAAUAUUGUGAGGCUUUGGUAAGAGUGGUAGAUAUGGAAGUGUACACUAACCAACCCAACUGUCAUUCACUUAAGUUUAACUCUUAUAGGGCUGGGCGAGAGUUUCUGAUAAAUUGCCGUGCAAUGUGUAGUAACUAUUAUUUUUCCUGUGGCAGAAAGGUUAAAUCGAUAAAGGAAACAGCAGGUUCUGUUGUGAACUUUUGUAGCAAUUAUACGUAAUUAACAAUCCUCAACAACAGGAAAAAAAAAUGUUCACGUGUCUCGGACGUGGCUGUUGAAAUGAUUGUGCGUUAUUAAUCGCCCACCAAUAUUUCCAAUAGUGUUACAGGGGUUUUCUACCUCCAUAUGACCUAAAAUAUAUUGGUGUUUAUGAAGCCCCCAUGCAACUCUUACUAGAUACAUUACAAUUAUUUGUUAUUUUUUUUUUGUGCUGCGCUUUGUGUUUUUCAGCCAUGUCUACAGAUCACCAGGCAGAGUGGUUUGGUUUUGUUGCCCUGGGCUCAUCGCGUGGCACAUCACUCAUUGCAGAGCUCAGCUUUGCCUGGUAUCCCGUGGCAAUUUAAAACAACUCUAGCUGAUGAUGAGAAGACAUGGCUGAAAAGCACAGAAGAAAGCAGGAAAGCAAUGCAUUUAGUGCACUGGCAGAUUGGCAUUUGCGGGCAUGUAGAUAAAAGCCAUCUGAAGGUGACGGUUACACAAAAACUGUAAAUAUACACGGAUACACUUCUUUAUUUGAAUUAUCCAGAGAAGCUCUAAUUAAAACAGUAUUACUUAAAGGUUACUGUCUCCAGGCGUACUGUUCCACGUGUGUCCGUCUGUGUCUCUCUCUCUCUCUCUCUCUCUCUCUCGCAAUGUUGAUGCUUCUACUGAAUAAAAAGACUAUUAGGGGCCUAGUAAUUUAUAUUAAAUAUGUUUGCUAUGUGGUGGAUAUAUCCAGUAACAUGACUUUAGGGCUCUCAUCAUUCUUUUAUUUCCUAUAGCGCACUAAUAGAAUGAGAUAAUUGUGCAGCGCACGUUGGGAUGACCGGACGGCUCACGUUAACCACUUUAUUUUUUAAAUCCCGCAUUGCCAGAGUAAGAGCUUCGGAUACACUUAUUGCUUGUGGGUUUCGUUUGCCUCUAUAAUACCUAGCUGUGCGAGGGUGACGUUAAGGGACCCGCCUACCUGUGAUGUCACACCGAGGGCUGUCACUUAGGUGGAUGUGCCAGUGCCAAUAAAUACACCGUAACUGCAACUUUAUUAUUCACAUGUCAGACCACACCCACUGCGCAUCAGGAUUGUUGCAGACCUUUCUCCACCUGCUGUAUUGCGACGGGGGGGACUCCACAUGCAUUGCACCAAUGUCAGUGGAUGAAUAUCUAGCCAUACAUCUGAUGAUACUCUGUUAGUAAGUAGCUGGUUACAAGUCAUCCCAACUGACAACACUGUAAUGGAGAUGUCAAGCCAUGGAGAGAGAUAAGGUGCUAACCAAUCCGCUCCCAACUGCCAUGUUACAGGCUGUAUUUGAUAAAUGACAAGAGCUGAUUGGUACUUUAUCUCUCUCCAAGGCUUAAUACAUCCCCUCCCCUGUGCACUGUAUGGUUGUACUCUUCUUAUAAUACCCAAACAGCUUAGCGAUUACCUCUCGCAUUGUGCAGCUCUGAGGCUCCACACCCACUGGUGGGGAAGCAGUUAGCUGUCCGACGGACCGGGAUCCAAGUGGUCGAUAUACUGUUGCCAGGAUCCCGAAGGACGCCGCAAACCUCGGCAUAUAGAUAAUGAUGCCUCGCGGGAUACUGGCGUUACAACACCGACCGGUUUAGGCAGGAGAAGGGGGGUUGGGGUUAGGGAGCAGGGACAGGAAGGUUAGGGUUAGGCACAUAGAAGUAGAGGUUAGUGUUAGGCACCAAGCGAGGAGGGUUGGGAUUAGGCACCACCGGGCAGGGUUAGGGUAGGGGGCAGAGGAGGGUUAGUGUACUUUAGAGGGGACUGUCUGUAUCCCGACCAUUGGGAACUUAUACUGAACCCCACUGGUGUUUUAUACAUCUGUUAUUUCUCUGCUUUCCGUAUCCGCUGCUGCUUAUACUAAUGAUCCAUUGUGUUAUUUACAAAGCUACAAACACAUGUUAAAUGCGAAUGACAAGCGUUUACUAGCAUUUUAACGCUCUUUGUACAUGGAAAUGAAGUAGUCAACUCUGGGUGGGGGGGGGGUAGAUCAAGUCAUGGGGAGAGCAACCAAUCAAAAGUCUGUCGUGUCAUAGACUGUACUAGGUAUAUGGCAGAAGCUGCAUGGUGGCAUCUCCACUUUAUCUCUCUCCAAGUCUUGAUACAUCUCCGCCUGCAUGUUUAAAAUAUAUGUAGAAGCCCGGCCGAUGUGUUUCGAUGGUUGACUGGCUUCGUUGAGGGGCUUCGUACACACCUACAGCUUAUAUUUUCCUGGAUGAUGCAUAAGGAUGUCUGCGGAGCUUCUAAAUGCUCUGUCAUUACGUAAUAAUCACUGUGACCUGAUGCAAUUUCCGUGUCCCCCAUUGAGAGUAUUGGCGCCUAUGUUGUAGGUCUGUCAGAGCAGAAGUAUCCAUGGGUUCUUAUCUACUGUGGAAUUAGUCAGGAACUGUAAAGUCGCGCACUAGCGCCCCCCCUCCCCCCUGGAGUUCAUGACGUCCUGUGCACUAAUAUCCUUGUGCGGAACACUAUCUCCUAUCUCACACCCUGUUCCACAUUGUGUGAUUCAGGGUUUGUCCUUUAAAUCGUAUCAGGCUGCUCAGGGUGGGGGGCCUUUGUGCUGUGGACCCCCUCCUCUGAGCAUUGGGGCACACCUACCUUGCUUAUUGCCUUGUGCCCACAAACUGGUACCUUCCCCUUUGCGGCGCCAUCUUCCCAGUGAUAUUCAGGCAGAUAAUACAUGCGCAUGAGAGAGAGAGAGUCUUUGCUCUGACUGUGCAGCGCCAUUUUCCCGAAGAUGUCACUGGAAAGAUGGCGCCGUACAGGAGGAGGGACCCGCAUAUGGGUUUAAUGUAAGUAUACUCUGAGUGUGCAGUGCAGGGCCACCGUGGAACCCAGGGGCUCCCUGUAUAGUGCACACCGUACACAGUGCACCCCUUAUAAAUACACAUAUGGGGCCUAUAUACAGAGUUAGGAAUAUUAUAUCAACAUGGUCGAUAUGUUGGCAUUGCGCAUGUCGACACUGGUGAAAUGUUCACGUUUGGAAUGUCGACACUGUGGGGGUUUUUUAUGUCAGUCUAACGCUAAUCAAGGAGUUGAAAAUCUGUAUUUACAGCUGUCUUAGGUGGGUGUGUUCCUACCUUGUGUACAUCUUCAUAUAUAUAUAUAUAUAUAUAUAUAAUGGAUCUGGGACUCAGGGUCGACAGCAGUUGGUCGACACUGCGAAUGGGUCGACGCGAACAAAAUGUCGACAUGAUCAAGGUCGACGUGAUUUUUUUUAUGUGUUUUUGGUGUCGUUUUCUUCAUAAUGUGACUGGGAACCCCAAUUAGUGCACAGCGCCCCCUCGCAUGGCUCGCUUCGCUCGGCAUGCUUCAGGCAAGGUGACUUGCUGCGCUCGGCACAGGUUGCUAUUCCCAAUCGUAGUCCACGUGGAUCGUAAAGUAUGAAAAAGUUUUAAAUAAAAAUGUGAAAAACUCAUGUCGAGCUAAGUGGUGUCGACCUGGAGUCCGGAUACCAUAUAUUAUCUCUGAGUGCAAAUACAGGGCACCUGGGCCAGGUAAUACAGUAAGUUGCAGUCCUUAGUGUAUAAGGUACAGUGACACACUGUGGAGGCGGCCAUGUUGUUUGGUUGUGCCCAUAUCUAUGAGAAUGCACUAGUGACACAGCAGAGGUAUGAGGUGCUUCUUCUUUUUUUCUCAUUUCUUGUAUCAAAAAAUAUAUACUUUUUUUGUACAGCAAUUAUUUUAUUUUUUUAUUGGUGUAUGUACACCAUAACUUAGCGGAGAGGGAAAUUAAAGGUGGUUCGUAAUGAGCUUUGGAAAUAUGACUUGACACUUGGCUCUUUCACAUGUGAAUGUCACGUUGGGCUACACCGUGCUCUCAAUGCGUGCACUUUGGCAUGAUUAUUGAAUCGUGUCAUGUAGUAGCGUCAACAACAAUGAAGAUGGGUCUUUCAGUUGAGGCCUUGUCUUGAGUACUAAUGAAAAGCAGCCUGGGACAAUGCCCUGCUGCCUGACUGUAUUCAGGCUGUCGUCCCGGCCAAGGAGAGUUAAUGAAGGGGGCGACUGCUGGUGUAUGGGCAGUGGAGAACGCCAGGUCACCGCUUCACUUCCUGCAGGGAAUCAGGAAAUGAUGUCACGGCUUGGCCAUUUCCUUAUUUACUUUCUCUAUUGAUCCUCGACUUAGUAAAUCAUUCCUGGUGCUUAUUAAACGUCGAAUUCCAAAGACGAAAGGGGAAAGGCAGGGUGGUUUCCUGUUCUGUGCUCAUCCUGCAGUCACAGGGAGUAUAAGGAAGUUUGGCUUGAUGUCCCAAGUCCCCCAUUAAGGAGCACCAGGAUGAGCGUCUUGCAUUCUUGGGCCGUGCAUUAAUGUUUUAAGUAAUAGCGUUGUGUCUGGAAUGUGAUUUUUAUUUUACUUUUAGGAGCACAACUAACUCUUGGGUAUUGGCUCACCGGUGUUCAUGGUCGAUGUGGGGGAAAAAAUGUCCUAAUGCAGGAAACACUGGAAAUGAUCGGGCUCAAUCAAAAUAUUUACUGAGCGUUGAAUUUGUUACCUUCUGCAUGAGCGGGGGUGAUGGCGUCUUCUGUAGCGCUCCUGGCGCAGUGGCUAUGAUUGCGCUGUAGUAUUUAUGAAUUGAGGCGGCGUGUAGGCAUCCGUGGCGCGCCGUUUAUCUAUCUCUAGUGAGCUGUGCUUGCCGGCGGUGCGGAAUGACUGUGUUGAAUCCGCACAAGCACAGCUCCAUAAGCGGUCUUUGACAGUGACCGAGAAUGUGUUUUAUCACAGAGGAAUUCGUGGGUUUAGCUGUGGUUCGCAUUCUUUUCUGCUGAGGAAUGCGAUUAAAUUGAAAACAGGUGUAAGGUAUUGCAGUACUGCCAACAGGUCCAAUGCUUUCUGCUGGCAGAUAUUCGGUCGCUGCCAGCUCUGAACCUACGGGCAUUUACACUCUGCAUGUUCUUACCUGUGCUAGUAAUACGUCACAGGGAGUGAUUAGGUGGGCUGGUGACCCUACCGAACCUGGCAUAUUCCCUAGUGAGUUUACAAUGUAGGUAACUUGGCUUGAUGUCCCAAGUACCCCAUUAACGAGCACCAGGAUGAGCGUCUUGCAUUCUUGGGCCGUGCAUCAAUCCGGACUCUGUCCGGAUUGAGGACUACAAUGGAUCUGUACCAAUAUUGUGCCUUCUCCCAUUGGCUUCUCAUCUAGAUGAGAUCGAGAUGCUAAAUGGAAGUUUCAUUGCUCAGGAGCUUUGAGCAAGAGGUCUCGUUUCUCGGUAGAGGUCAAAAUCUGGAUUCUCGUCCUCUACAAGAGCUUAAAUCUAUAAUAUAACUAUUUGUCUUGAUCAAGUCAAAUUGUUGAUAUUCCUGUUCUCUUUGAUAAAUCAAAUCCGUCCUAUGCCUCGAAAUGUUGACUUGAUAAUGGUCCAAUUACUCCUGAUGUGACCUGAAAUCAUCCUGUUCCUUUCAGGAGUUCAGAUUGGUAAUAGGCGUGGAGGUAGAAUCACUGAUAAAAUGAUAUUCAUGGGGACGUUAGGUUGACGAUAUUCCUGUUUCUCCUGGAGUGUCCAACACUGACUGUGAGGGGAAGUUGAACGGACACAAUCCAGGCAUCAAAAUAUCACACUUUCUGUCGAUGUGAAGUUUAUUUCAUUAUAACACGUCUCCAUCUUUCCAGUUUCAUGUCACCUUCUCACGUUGGCAUUUUUUUAUGUACCCAGUACCUACAAUACUUUUAUUUCUUUUGGGAAAUGAGGGUGGAAAACAAAAAUUGGUGCCAAGUUCUCUUGUGCAUGUAUCUGCACGUUAUGUGCAAGAAAUGCACUUUGUAAGUCUUAUCCAAAAGGGCAACAGGAAGAGUUUGCUGAUUAUGUAACUGAAGUACACAAAAUGUUCCAAAUUUAAUAUCUAAGUUAGUUCACAAACACGACAUAAAGCCAGAAUUUUACAAUACGUUUACGGGCCUGAAUUUUACAACAAAACGUCCCACAGUAGGUAUUUUUGAAUUUCAUAGGAAAACAAUGGUUUUUCAAGAUGUCGGCCAUUCGAUGUUCGUAAGACAGAGUGGUGUUGGGUAUUAUAUACUAGAGGUUUUUCUUCGAGUGGAAGGGGGUCAUUCCUGUCAUGAAAAUGGACAUUAUUUUAUUGUCUAUCGGUCGCAAACAUUGUGUGGAAGGCAGACAUCUUCUAGGAGGAACCAAUACACAACAAGUCAGAUACGUGUAUAAUUCCUCAGUGAACCUUCGGUUCCAAGGUUAUUGGUGCAACAUGUAAACUCUCCUGAGGUGGCAGGUCAAGCACGAUGACCUUACAAUCUCUUUCCGUCCGUCACAAUUAGCAGAUUGAGGUGUUGCAUCAUUACAGAAUUCUGCAUUGCGCUCUCCGAAUCCAAAGUGGCCGGACAGUUUCAGCUUAUUGUUCUGCUGUGCUGUGUGCUGGACUGGUUUAACAUAAUGGCAGUCAUCCACUGCAUCGUUUUAGUCCAGUGGCACCGGAAUGAUUCACAUAUCAAGGAUGCAGACAUGUGGAACUAUGGGGUCACUGGUUUGCUGUACAGAAAAGUAUUUCACCAUCCCACAGUUUGCUCGUUGCCAGAAACAUUGUCCCUUAGUAAAUAGCCUGCGAGUUGCCGUCACAGCGUGAUUCCGAGGAGUUUGCCUGUAGUUUUAAUGCAGAAAUAAUUGAAUCCAUUGAAUAAUUGAACCUUGUGGAUUCAAGAAUUUUGAAAGUGCAUGCAAACUCGCUGGAAUGGCGCGCAUGCCAAGACCCGCCGUGUCCUCUGAUACCAGGCCAGGGUUCCUCCCCAUUACUUACAUUACUACUAAAGACUACAGAAAUGCAGAGGCCCAAGGGGCACAUUAUUUGAAAAUCUCCAAUGUAUUAUUCCAAGUCCUUUCCAUGGUUAUUGCGGACUCCUUGGAAUAAGGCAUAGAGUAGUUGUUAUUACUAGGGAGUCUAUCUAAGCAGUGCCUCCGAGUUAGCCAACAAUUUGCCCCUGUCCUUUCCCCACCUUGCCCAUUUCCCUACCUACUUGCUCAUAUCCUACAUACUACCACCCUGGCUACUGUGUAUAUAUACCAAGCACUGGCUUGCGGCAGGCAGUAUACUAGGGUAAAGUUGUGUGCACAGCAAACACAGUGUAGAGGGCUCCAGCCCCACUUAGAUCCUGAAGUCACUUUGAGAUACGAGAAGGCGAAAGCUGUCCAUUAUGAAGUUUGCAAUAAUUAGCAGCUGAAGGGCACUUGGCCUUUGUGAACCACGGUUCCACACUUUGGUGUACUCAGUCCGAAACCGAAUGGGUUUUCAUCCAAACCACAACGUUCAUGUGCAGAGUAUAAGCUGAUCAGUGUGUUACAGGCUGGGUGUUUGUGGGGGUUUAUUGAGUGGUAAAAACAAAGAGUAGGUGGGCGGGGCUUCUUGCAAUUUGCUCUAUCAAGUGACACCAAGCCCCACCCCCUCCGUAUGCACUGAGCUGUUAGAGGGGAGGGGGGGGCAGUGUGAGUGGCCCUUCGCGGGCGGGGGUGGUGACGGAGGUGGGCGUGGCAUGAUGACAGCUGUGUGAUACAAUAUCCAUAUCCCAAAUCCAUUGCAUUAAAUAAUGUUCUAAUUUCCUGCUGUUACUGGGGAAUAUCUAUUGUCUGUCUCUAUCUAGUCCAUGACUAUAGGAAAGCACACCACUAGGCUGAAUGUAUGUAUCCGUUCCACUUCUCUAUGUGCAUUUAUAUUUUUCAUUUAUGUUGUUUGAGCCUUAUGUUGUCAUUUGGUUUAAAGCGAGAAUUCUUACCAUGAUUCUACGACAUGGACUUUCUGUAAUGUAUAGACCCAUUGUAAUGUUAUAAAGAAAAAGCUAUUUCCAUUUUAUAGAAAUGUGUUUAUUGUGUUUUAAGAAGCCUUUACAUUGAGACUGUAAUCUAUGAAUUAUUCAGUCUGAUACUAGUCACGGCUUUGGAAGAAAAGUAACUGAGAAUCUUUAAAUGCACAGAGUUUACUCCCCGAUCUGUGUCCCUAUAGCUUCUCAUGGCCAGAUCUGUUCAUGAAAUAUUCAGGCCCGGUAUACGCUCUAGAACCCACUUCAGGUAAUAAAUGCUUAACCCUACAUAUCAUACACUGUCUUCAUUGCGGUAUUUCUUUAUGUUGUUUGUUGUACAGUAUUAAACGUAUUUAAUUUACCGGCAUUCGGGCAAAUAACUGUUAUUUAUUAGCAAAACGAUGUCCAGUACACUGGUCUGGCGCAUCAUUAUAAGUCACGCAUGGAGGGACCUGCAUCCUUUGAGAAUCACUGAAUCUAAAAUAGAAUGGGGAUUUCCCACCCUCAGGUCUCUUUAAUAUUGUGCACCUCCAGCAGCUCUUAUUUGUAUCUAAUAAAUAAUUUUCUCUC
Molecule: messenger RNA, 11228 nt
Organism: Pseudophryne corroboree (corroboree frog)
Lineage: Eukaryota; Metazoa; Chordata; Amphibia; Anura; Myobatrachidae
Gene: CTIF
Product: cap binding complex dependent translation initiation factor
Exons: 13
Coding region: 208-1998 (596 amino acids)
Biological process (GO): regulation of translational initiation
Cellular component (GO): cytosol
Molecular function (GO): translation activator activity; RNA binding; protein binding
Source: RefSeq, a predicted model, not a curated record